AUGACUACUGUAAUCAAGAUACAAAACCAGGAGACUGUGCGUCACGCACAAAUAAUGCAAGAUGAUAAACAACCCUCACUUGGAUGUAUCGGCUGGUUCAUUAUCAUCAUCUCCAUCAUUUUCAUCAUAGGAUUGUUUCCUGUCACAAUCUUUAUGUGCAUCAAGAUUGUACAGGAGUAUGAAAGGGCAGUGAUCUUUCGACUGGGUCGUAUUGUGGACAGGAAACCAAAAGGACCAGGAAUUUUCUUUGUGCUGCCAUGCACUGACACAUUCAGGAAGGUGGACUUGAGAACAGUGUCAUUUGAUAUUCCUCCUCAGGAGAUCUUGACAAAGGACUCGGUGACAGUGAGUGUGGAUGGUGUGGUGUACUUCCGUGUUUUUGACCCCAUCUGUUCUGUGGCCAAUGUGACCAAUGCGGACCACUCAACACGUCUACUGGCCCAGACCACCCUUAGAAACAUACUGGGCAUAAGGAACCUGUCAGAGCUGCUGUCUGAUAGAGAGGGAAUCUCAAACAGCAUGCAGGCAUCCCUGGAUGAGGCCACUAGCGAUUGGGGCAUUAAAGUGGAGCGUGUGGAGAUAAAGGAUGUUAAAUUGCCUCAGCAGCUUCAGAGGGCCAUGGCUGCAGAGGCCGAGGCGGCCCGAGAGGCUCGUGCCAAGGUGAUUGCAGCAGAGGGUGAGAUGAACGCCUCACGGGCAUUGAAGGAAGCCUCACUGGUGAUUGCCGAGUCACCAUCCGCUCUGCAGCUACGAUACCUCCAGACUCUAAACACCAUCGCAGCAGAGAAAAACUCCACCAUCAUCUUUCCUCUGCCCAUUGAUAUCAUUCAACAGUUCGUAUCCAGAAGAGAUUAA
This is a messenger RNA of Xyrauchen texanus (razorback sucker), 855 nucleotides long. It is a transcript of the gene stoml3a, whose product is annotated as stomatin (EPB72)-like 3a. Gene Ontology annotation, cellular component: plasma membrane. The record is from RefSeq and is a predicted model, not a curated record. NCBI's taxonomy places the organism in Eukaryota, Metazoa, Chordata, Actinopteri, Cypriniformes, Catostomidae. Bases 1 to 855 code for a protein of 284 amino acids. The transcript has 7 exons.